GGGAGAGAGGUCCAGAGCUCCCAGUGCUUUAUUAAAGAUUAUUUAUGUGUCGUCGUUCCCGUCCCGUCCCGUCCGUCCGUCUGUGCGUAUGCUUGUGCGUUGUUCGCUCCGGGUGAAAACACAACAAUAACAAACGAGACGUCGUGUACUCGUCGUUCCCGGGUGCCGAUCUGGCGAUUAGCUCGCGUUUUAUGAUGGCGCCGCGAACGACAAUCUACGUACACGGGGCAACAACGUCCGCUGUGGAUCUGCGCUGAUAACGCCGCCUAGUGCGUGUGUCGUGCGUGUGUGUGUUGCGUAUUACAGUCCUAAUACGGACCGACAAUGGAAGAGACCAAAGUGAUCUAUCACAUCGAUGACGAGGACACGCCGUACCUCGUCAAGCUGCCGAUUGCGGCCGACAAGGUCACGUUGGCCGAUUUCAAAAACGUCCUCAAUCGGCCGAAUUAUAAGUUUUUCUUCAAGUCUAUGGACGACGACUUUGGAGUUGUCAAAGAAGAAAUUGUUGAAGAUGAUUCUCCAUUGCCAUGUUUUAACGGCCGUGUUGUUUCAUGGUUGGUUGCUGCCGAAGGUAGUAAUAUCUCUGAUGGAACAUCCCAAGGCACAGAUUCUGGUCAUCAUACACAUAGGACACAAGGCGAUAAUCAAGCUGGGAAAACAGUAUCUCGAAUACACCAAGAAGAUAUUGGAACGUGUACUGAUACAGAAUCAUCAAUAUCAAGUUCUAUACGUCCUGGACACCAUCACAUGCCUCGUGAAAAUCACCAUCGUCUAACAAAUCCAAAGUUUCUUAAAUAUAAUGGGUUAGGUAUGAAUGGUCAUCCCAAACAACACAGACCUUAUGGUUCAUCUUCAAUGCUGAGCUCAGAGUUAGAAACUACAAGCUUUUUAGAAUCUGACGAGGAUGAUGCUUCAAGUCGAAUUACUACAACGACCGGACGAGCUACUAAUGUUUCAAGUGAAUGGCAGCGUUUAGCAGGUAGUGGUCGUCGCCGAACUCAACAACGGCGUAAAAGACACCAAAGACCUGCUGGUCCAGGAGGAAUGUGUCGUACAUCAUCAUUUUCAUCAGUUACUGAUUCCAGCAUGUCAUUGAAUAUAAUUACUGUGACUUUGAACAUGGAUUCUGUUAAUUUUUUGGGAAUAUCAAUUGUUGGACAAAGUAAUAAUGGUGGAGAUGGUGGCAUUUAUGUAGGAUCUAUCAUGAAAGGUGGUGCAGUAGCUUUGGAUGGUAGAAUUGAACCGGGAGAUAUGAUAUUACAAGUUAAUGAUAUCAAUUUUGAAAAUAUGUCAAAUGAUCAAGCUGUUCGCGUUUUAAGAGAUGUAGUGCAAACACCUGGACCAAUUAAAUUAGUUGUUGCAAAAUGUUGGGAUCCAAAUCCAAAAUCAUAUUUUACUAUUCCUCGAACCGAACCAGUUCGACCUAUUGAUCCUGGUGCAUGGGUAGCUCAUACUGCUGCAAUGAGAGGAGAAACUUAUCCUCUACGACCACCAUCUGUAUCAACAGUUACAUCUACUAGUUCUUCUCUAGUGUCAACAAUGGCAGAAACAGAAAUUAAUGCUAUUUCAGCUAAUGCAUUCAAAGACCUUCAGUUGGAUGUACGUACUACUGACAUGCUGAGUAUUGUUAGAGCUAUGGCUAGAUCUGAUUCAGGUUUAGAGAUCAGGGACAGAAUGUGGCUCAAAAUAGUUAUUCCUAACUCUUUUAUUGGUGUUGAUGUAGUUGAAUGGUUAGAGACACAUGUCGAUGGAUUUCAGGAUCGUAGAGAAGCAAGGAAAUAUGCAUCGCACAUGCUGAAAGCUGGUUACAUCAAACAUACUGUUAAUAAAACUACAUUUUCUGAACAAUGUUAUUAUGUAUUUGGUGAUUUACUUUCUGCAGGUAUGGAACAGAUGAAAAUAGAGGGUGAACCAAUUGAUAAUGUUGGUGUUACUAGUCGUGGUGCCUGGGAUAUGCCAUACUCAGGAACUUUUAAUCCAAACUCUUCACCAAUGCCAUUUAAUUACCCUGGCGAACCUCCACGUUAUUUGUUUGAUAAAGAUGAAAGUGGUUCAGGUGGUAGUAGGUCUGGAUCAGAUGUAAUGAAACAAAAUAUGAUUGGGUUAGCUAUGAGUGACCAUAGUGGCGGCACAGCUCAACAGAAUCCAGUUGCCGCAACAUCAACUGUGGAUAAGUCAAGUGGUUCAGAAAAAUCUCAAGUGAUGGCUCCACCAAAUGUACCUACUGAUCUUUCAGCUAGUCAACAAUCAUUCCGUAUGGCAAUGGGAAAUCCUUGCGAGUUCUUUGUAGACGUAAUGUAAAUUGUGAUUAUAAAAAAAUCGUAAGUUAAAACAAUUUAUGUUGAGGAUUUAAAAUGUAUAAUAUACACUAGUUUCAAUGUUCUAUUCACAUUUCUCCUUCAUAUUUUUUAAUAUCUAAAUAACAACUAAGUAUAUUAUUUGCCCAUAAAAAAUGUGUGAGAAAUAAUUUGGUAUUGUUUAUUAUUGCCAUGUUUAAGUUAUAUUUUUGUUUUUUUAUAAUUUAAUUUAAUUUAGACAAUUUUUAGGUUUUUAUAAAUUGAAAACUAGUUUUCAGAAUCUUACCAUAUAUUUUUUGUAGACAAAAUUUCUUAAUGGUUUCAAUUGAUUUUUUUUUAUUAAGAUCUGUUUAAUUAUAUUUUAUUUUUAUUAUGUUUAUUUUUUGUAACAAAAACAUAAUUUAUUUAUUCUUAUAGAUAACCAUAAGUGACAAUUCUGACAUCCAUGUUUUUUUAAAAAUAUUUUAUAAUUUCAAUAGUAUAUGACCAAUUAAAUUAAGAACUAAUUUAACAUUUAUUAAUUGAUGCUUUUAGAAAUUAAUAUAAUAUUGUAAGUCACAGUUAAGUAGUAUGUAUAUUAUCUAGUUUUCUUAAAUGAUAAAAAUUAAUUGGCUAUUUAAUGAUAUCUGGUCAAUAUUAAAAAAUUAGUUAUUUUGGUAUUUUUAUAUUUUAUAUGAUUCAGAAUAUAUUUUGUCAUUAGUAGUCACUUAAACUAAAAGUUGUCAUUUAUGGAGUUUUGUUAAAAGGAAUGGCAGCGGUCGUUUUUACUUGUUAAAUUAAACUAUUUUUGUUCUAAUGUAAUGAUUGAUCUAAUGAUAGGGUAAAAAUUCUGUAAAUAAAUUUGAAUUUUUCAGAAUGUUUAUGUAAAGUCAACUUUUUUCUCCUAUUAUUUUCCCUUCUAAUCUAAUAAAUUAGUACUUAUAUUAAUCAACUAUUUGAGAUUUGUAAAUUUUUUACUCUGAAAUUAAAUGAAAAAAAAAAAUUAUCUCAUAAACUUUCAGAAACAACUCAAAUUUAUUUAAGAACUCUUAUUGCAUCAUUAAGUUAGUGGUAUGUCAAAACUAAAACGUAUACUAUCCGUGACAAUUAGAAUAUUUGUACAUGUACAAGUAAGCAACCAUUCAAAAAACAUCUGCUUAACACAUAUCACAACAUUUUCUGUAUGUACGUGCUUUUAAUCAAAUUUAUAUUUGUUUAAUAUUUUAAAAACUAAAAUUGAGUUUAAGUGGUAAAUGUAAUGUGUAAGAAUUGUUGAUGUCUCAAUUCAGUUAUCCAUUUUUAUUAUCUAAUAACAAUUAACAAUUAUCCUUCUAUGGUAUGAGUUUAAUGAAAUACUAAUAUUAAUUAUUUAAAUUGAUUUUUUUUUUUUUACAGAAAGCAACAAUUUUGUUUAAUCAACAUAUUAUAUUGAUAAUGACAUUCUUUUAAAAAAACAAUAUUUUUGAUUAAGUAUUUGAUGUUGUUUGAUCUA
Molecule: messenger RNA, 3768 nt
Organism: Metopolophium dirhodum (rose-grain aphid)
Lineage: Eukaryota; Metazoa; Arthropoda; Insecta; Hemiptera; Aphididae
Gene: dsh
Product: segment polarity protein dishevelled homolog DVL-3
Exons: 12
Coding region: 325-2301 (658 amino acids)
Biological process (GO): intracellular signal transduction; canonical Wnt signaling pathway
Cellular component (GO): cytosol
Molecular function (GO): frizzled binding
Source: RefSeq, a predicted model, not a curated record